ACGCAUAUCCUAACGUAUCUUCCUCCCCAAGGCUCCCUUUUAUCCUCUCCACAACUAGAAUAUUAUGUCGAAGUUCACAGGACUCCUCAUGGGCAUGGGCAAUCCUUUGCUCGACAUUUCCGCCAACGUCGGUCAGGACGUUCUUGACAAGUACGAAGUCAAGCUGGAUUCUGCAAUUCUUGCAGAAGAAAAACACCAGCCUUUGUAUCCUGAACUUAUUAAGAACUACGACGUGCAGUACAUCGCAGGCGGUGCCACCCAGAACUCGAUCCGCGUCGCACAGUGGAUGCUCAAAGAUAAGAAAGGGCAAACGGCAUUUAUGGGCUGCGUUGGCAACGACGAAUACGGCGCACAACUCGAAAAAUGCGCUAGCGACGAUGGAGUGUUGGUCCACUACAUGAAAGACGAAACGACGCCCACCGGAACCUGUGCAGCCCUCAUCAAGGACGGGGAACGCGCCUUGGUUGCCAACUUGGCCGCCGCGAACAACUUUAAGGAAACACACUUGACAACCGAAAAGGCUCAGGAAAUCAUUGACGCUGCCCAGUUUUACUAUUGCGCUGGUUUCUUCUUGACCGUCUCCGUUGAAUCCUUGGUCAAGGUCGCGGGACAAGCCGUCGAAAAGGGCAAAACCUUUUGCCUGAAUCUUUCGGCACCCUUUAUUGUUGACUUUUUCGGAGAUCAACUGGCCGCCGCUUUGGAAUUCGCCGAUUUUUUGUUCGGUAACGAGAGUGAGGCCGAAGCUUACGGCAAAAAGAACGGCAUGGGUGAAGACCUGAAGGAAAUUGCGCUCAAGAUUUGUGCACUCCCCAAAAAGAGCUCCAAACCGCGCACCGUGAUUUUCACACAGGGGAGCAAGUCCACAAUUGUCGCGUGCGACGGUAAAGUGGAAGAGUUUGCUGUCGAGGCGCUGGAGGCGGACAAGUUGGUGGAUACAAAUGGUGCUGGCGAUGCCUUUGUCGGAGGGUUCCUCUCUCAAUUGAUCCAAGGUAAAGAUAUGGCAACUUGCGUCAACGCGGGACACUGGGCAGCCCGGUACAUUAUCCAAACGUCAGGAACAACAUUGGGAGCAACCUGCGAUUAUUCAGCUUAA
Phaeodactylum tricornutum CCAP 1055/1 is the source of this 1093-nucleotide messenger RNA. RefSeq lists its product with no specific name. Gene Ontology annotation, biological process: purine ribonucleoside salvage. Gene Ontology annotation, cellular component: nucleus; cytosol. NCBI's taxonomy places the organism in Eukaryota, Bacillariophyta, Bacillariophyceae, Surirellales, Neidiaceae. Gene Ontology annotation, molecular function: adenosine kinase activity. Bases 65 to 1093 code for a protein of 342 amino acids. The record is from RefSeq and is a predicted model, not a curated record. The transcript is spliced from 2 exons.